AUGGCCUCGGAAAGACAACGAGCGACAAAUAACCUACGGAUAAAAAGUUUCAAUCAACAUGUUGGUGCCCUCGUUGCUUCCCUUGGUGGUUUUGGUCUCGGGGUUUCGCUUGGUUGGUGUUCAAGCGUCACAGAAGGUAUGAGGAUCAAGUUUAUCGCCACCAUUAUGGAGAUAGGAAUUAUAGGUAACGUUUUAAGCGUUGGUGCUUGUCUGGGAGUCGUAUUUGCUGUUUGGACCUUCAAAUUUCACCAUUGGAUCAAUGGAAUUAUCAAGAUUUUACUUUACGUCAUCGGUUGGUCGAUAAUCAGCAUAGGAAAUGAAAACAUUUUUCUGAUAAUAACGGGUCGUUUAAUAUGCGGAAUUUCCGGUGGCAUGUCUUGUCUUUUGACACCACUUUUCAUCAGUGAAAUAACAGACCAGAAAAGCCGCAAUCGUCUGUUGACUUUAUUUCAGCUUUUAAUAAAUUGCGGAAUCAUGUACGCCUUCUUGAUGGCUCACUGUCUUGAUGGGGGUAACAUAAUAUGGAGAUAUAGUUCAAGCUGCGGAGCCAGUUGCUUGAUACUCGUGCUGCUACUUUUUAUCCCGGCAACUCCGUUCCAUCACCUAGCUGUCGAGAAGGAUGAAACUCGAGCGAAAAAUUCUUUACUUUGGUAUCGUAACAACAGGGAUGAAAACGAUCACGAGAUGGAAGAACUUAGACAGCUGGCAACCCUAAGAAAAACGACCAAGAUGACGAUUGGUCUUAUGAAAAAUCGACAAGUUCUACAUUCUUUCCUAAUGUGUUUUGGCGUGAUGAUGAUACAACAAUUUAGCGGGUUCAGCACAUUUAUCACUUAUGCUCUGACAAUUUUCGAAACUCAAGGUUCAGGAUUACUCAACGGAAGUGAAUUAACACUUGUUGUUGCACUCGUACAGAUAUUAUCUUCCAUUCUGGCGUAUAUGCUUAUUGACAUACUAGGACGACGAAUUCUGUUAACCAUAUCAUCCGCGUUCAUGGGAGUGUUCCUGGCACUGUUGGGAUGGUUUUUCGGUAAAAGAUUAGAAGAUCCGGAAUACGAUGACUGGUAUUGGUGGAUGCCACCGGCAUGGAUCAGUCUAUAUUUCCUAUCACUAAAUUUGGGUGUAGCACCAAUAUCCUGGGCACUUAUAGCAGAUUCCUUUCCACAACAGAUAAAGCUUAUUGGUGCGGCAUUCGCAGCUCUCUCUAAUUGGAUCCUUUCGGUCAUAGCGAUGAUAGUAUUUAGUUCAUUGCAAACGGACGAUAAUAUUAGAAAAGCUGUAUGGUUAUUUGCUAUUGUAUGCUGGUUUGGUGCCAUCUUUUGUGCAAUCCUAAUCAAGGAUAACGGAAGGAAAAGCAUUUACGAAAUCGAAAAAGAAUUUCGAAUUGACGAUGGAAUCAACGAAAUUAAUGAAAAUGUUACCGUUCGUUGAACAAAUUCGUUUGCUAUGCUUUUUAAAACAUUUCACGCGUGUUUCGUACGAAAUUAAAUACGAAGUAGAAGUAACGGUGAAGCUUUCGAACUAUCAUUAGA
Molecule: messenger RNA, 1532 nt
Organism: Polistes canadensis
Lineage: Eukaryota; Metazoa; Arthropoda; Insecta; Hymenoptera; Vespidae
Product: facilitated trehalose transporter Tret1-like
Exons: 6
Coding region: 1-1431 (476 amino acids)
Biological process (GO): transmembrane transport
Cellular component (GO): membrane
Molecular function (GO): transmembrane transporter activity
Source: RefSeq, a predicted model, not a curated record